Messenger RNA from Brienomyrus brachyistius, 2272 nucleotides. It is a transcript of the gene arpc5b, whose product is annotated as actin related protein 2/3 complex, subunit 5B. Gene Ontology annotation, biological process: Arp2/3 complex-mediated actin nucleation; cell migration; regulation of actin filament polymerization. The transcript has 4 exons. Gene Ontology annotation, molecular function: actin filament binding. The coding region runs from base 138 to 590 and encodes 150 amino acids. Lineage: Eukaryota; Metazoa; Chordata; Actinopteri; Osteoglossiformes; Mormyridae. Gene Ontology annotation, cellular component: cytoplasm; actin cytoskeleton; Arp2/3 protein complex. The record is from RefSeq and is a predicted model, not a curated record.
AGUGAGUAAAACGUAGAAGAGUGAGACAGGAAGGAAAGUGCGGCGCGGAGUGCGGGGAGCCGUGUGUUAGGUAGCGGGUUGGGGGUCCGGCUCGUCGUGCGUCGCAAUUCGCUGAAGGCUGCAGGGCUGCACGCAAGAUGUCGAAGAACACGGUGUCGGACCGCUUUAGGAAGGUCGACGUCGAUGAAUACGACGAGAACAAGUUUGUGGAUGAGGAGGAAGGAGGAGAAAAUCAGCUCGGGCCGGAUGAGGCAGAAGUGGACUCACUGAUCAGACAAGGGAACUUAGUGGGCGCUUUGCAAGCGGUUCUCAAGAAUCCCCCAAUCAACACGAAGAACCAGAAUGUCAAGGAUCGAGCAGAGGGGCUGGUGCUAAAAGUGCUUAGCUCCUUCAAGAGUGGGGACAUCGAUAAGGCUGUGCAGUCAUUGGAUAAAAACGAUGUGGACCUCCUCAUGAAAUACAUCUACAAGGGCUUCGAGAAGCCCUCAGAAAACAGCAGUGCUGUCCUCUUGCAGUGGCACGAAAAGGCUCUCUCUGCUGGAGGAGUGGGCUCCAUCGUUCGAGUGCUGACUGCGAGGAAGACUGUCUAACUGCGGCCUACACGCGCACUGUGAUUGGCUGGUACAUUGGAUCCAGUAAGAUCUGUUCACAGGUCACCAUGUGGGUCUUCAUCUCCAUCUGUUCUUUCCUUGUUACCUUCGCUCGUCUUUUAUUAUCUCCUCUCAGGCUAGUUGCAGACGGCACGUUGAUUGGGGAUGGCUUGUGCAGACAUGCUGCCUGGUGGCCUAAUUUGGCUUUCUGUAGGUGCGCUUAGAACUAUCUCCAUCCGUAGACAUUCCUUUUAAUAAAGAAUAGAGCUCACCCUUUACAUUUCAUUUGUAUGGACUGUAACGCACUCAACUGACAGCGGUUACAUUUGACUCCCUGUGAUCCACAAUGACAUAAGAUAAAAGCAAAUGCAUUGGGCUGAUCUUUUCUGCCCUUUAAAACACGCCUACUGCUCUUGGAACAGCAGAGGAGUGCUUGAGAGACCAAGCUUCUUUCCCUUUUAUUUUAUAAGCCAAAUUGUUUUUGUUUACUCAUGCUAACUGUGUUUUACUGGGGCACCUUCUCAGCACUGCCUCUCGCCCCUAAUGCUGCCAGGUCUUUCGGGGAGGCUGAUGCCAUCACACCCUCACUUUCCCAUCAUCCACUCACACGUGUGGUGCUUUAACUGUAAAUUGUAAACCUGCCUUGCCUUUGGGAUUGUUGGUGUCUGGAGCCGAAUCAUUUAUUUUCCCAGUUCCUCUGUUUAAUGCUAAAAGCUGCAGUAAUUAUCUUUAUAAGGGAGACAUGCUGCCAGUCACUAUAACAACGAUUUUUACGCAUUCAGAGUAACGACUAAUAAUAAUAGUAGCAGUAAUAAAAAUAAUAGUAAAACACAGGAAGAAGUAACCACAUACUUUUAUUAUCAAGAUGUGAGUUACGUGUAGAAAGACAUUUGUGCAAAAUUACUUACGCAGUAUGUUAGUACAACAAAGAAAUGUGACAAGAUACAUUUCUGAUGCCCAUUGUCUCCUGCAGAGACACAGUCUGAUGACUCAUUUUCUGCCAGUGCAAUGCGAAUCCUGCACCCUUGUUAAAUAGAGCGCCAUCUCUGUCCAACUGUCCUCAGUUCUGGCCAAUGUGCGUUUCGCUCAAAAACUGCACGUUUCUCAGGUUACGCCUCUGUAAAAAAAUUAUGUUAUUGUCAGCCCCCAUCCUCAUGAAGCAGCGGGUGCCAGAUUGUUAAGGCACAGCUCUCUGUCAUAGACUAGGCCUAUUUAUAUCAAGCAUAGAAUCCUUUUUUAUGUUGCAUUUCUUUAAAUUGAACUUUUGGACCAAAAAUCUUCAGAAAGUUAUUUUUUUAUUUAAAGGGAGAAUUUCAGAAAAAGCUGGUCGUUCUGAGCAAAUGAUCAGAAGGGUGGUUACUUUGCAAGGUGGAAAUUUAUACAUUUUAAAAUCACAUCAGCAGUCUAUUUUGUUUUUCCUACUGAGUCAGUCGUCACCCUGUAUGAAACUCAUCCGUAUUACAUGUUGAAAGACACCCAAAGUUUUAUUGGUGUUUCACCAGUUAAUAUAUAGGGGUUCAGCCUUUUUUAAGCCUUUGAUCAAAUAAUUGUUUUAUUGUAGUGAAUUGUAGUAUUUUCCUGGUCAAUUAAGUGCAAGUUUACUACAGAACUGGUGUAAAAAUGCCUUAUCACCUGUUUUAUGUUUGUGUUUUUGCGACAAAAUAAACAGACACAUUGCAGAA